UUUUCUUUUGUCUUGUACCUUUCCUGUGUUACUUAUUUGGAUCUAUACGAAUAUAUUAUUAUAUUAUAGACAUUCAACAAGAUGAAAAUAAAUGAUGUCUACUAUACCACUAUAUUGGUCGCCGCUAUUAUCGUUGCCACACAUUGUACACCGAGCACAAUCAAACGUGGUCUAUCGAACUCAAUCUCAUCAUGUCUACGGUCCUCAAGAGAAGUUGGAAAGGAAGACACCGAGUUGAUGGAGACCAAAAUAUCUGGACCACUGAGUACCUCUUCGAAAAAUCUUAGGGCGUCUCGCCGAGGCGCCGACAAUGUAGUGCCAAAUCCGCAAAUGCAACACGACCAUUCCUCCGUUGAAGAAAUUGAUAAAAAUACAAAACAAUUCUUGGAUUCGCUUAAAUUGAACAAGUAUAGACGCACAAAGUUGGAAAAGAACACCAGGGACCAAGCAAACGCACAGUUGUGGCAUACAGAAAGACGGAAACGCUUAACCGCGUCUAAUUUCGGUCGGGUUUGUAAGAGAACAUCGACAGUGUCCUGCAAGUCGAUAGUUUGUGAUCUUAUGUACGGCACCUUUCAGUCGGCAGCGAUCGAUCAUGGCAAAGCAAUGGAACCCAAAGCCAUACAAUGUUUACAAGACAAGAUGCACGUAGUUGUAACCCCAUGCGGCCUAGUUGUCGACAAAAACUUACCGUACUUGGCAGCCUCUCCAGACGGUUUAGUAGGUAAAGAAUAUGUCGUGGAAGUGAAAUGUCCGUUUGCAUCAAAGGACACUACUGAUUUUGCUGAGGCUGUGAAAACCAAAAAAAUUACGUUUAGUCAGACAUCAACGCGUUUAGAAUUAAAAAAAAAUCACAAUUAUUACUAUCAAAUCCAAGGACAAUUGCACAUGACCCAGAGAAAGUAUUGCUAUUUUGUAGUUUAUACCGACCAUUGGGCCGAAGUAGAAAUAAUUACCUACGACGAUUCGUUUUGGCAAGACCAAAUGGUACAAAAAUUACAACAGUUCUACAUUGAGUGUUUACUCCCGGAAAUUAUUAAUCCACAAUACGCAGAAAAAAAUGUAGUUAGCGAUAUAAGAGAUCCUCAAUCAACAUUGGAUGAUACAAAAAAAAAAGGAAAAAUAGGCAACCUAUAAUAUUCUCCCUGGUUUGAACCGGACACAAAGCAAAAAUGUCAAAAAAAUAUUUGGUUUUCCACGAGCCAAA
Molecule: messenger RNA, 1207 nt
Organism: Adelges cooleyi (spruce gall adelgid)
Lineage: Eukaryota; Metazoa; Arthropoda; Insecta; Hemiptera; Adelgidae
Exons: 8
Coding region: 82-1137 (351 amino acids)
Source: RefSeq, a predicted model, not a curated record